Messenger RNA from Doryrhamphus excisus (bluestripe pipefish), 3291 nucleotides. RefSeq names its product sushi domain containing 2 (gene susd2). NCBI's taxonomy places the organism in Eukaryota, Metazoa, Chordata, Actinopteri, Syngnathiformes, Syngnathidae. The record is from RefSeq and is a predicted model, not a curated record.
CUUAAAAUAACCAUUGGAACGUGAAAGAUCUCCAAUGUGGAAAACCCCCCCACAAAUAACAAAGAGUCAAAGGUGCUCCUGUGAUCAUUAAAAAAAACCUGAGUAGGGAUUUUUGUCAUGACUUUCUCAUCUUUAAGGUUCAGGAGGAGUGGUCAAAAGUCGAGAAGCAAAACCGGAGACGAUGCACAUUAAUGCACCGUAUCAACGUCUGGAAUAUUCUGACCUCCUUGAGCCCUGCUUGUAAACACAGCGGAGUGUUUUAUCAUGAUGACCUCGGGUUGAUGAUUGGCCAAGUUUUGGAGACGCCUGCAAUCAGCGGCCAAGGUUUAUGAUGAUGUUGAGUUGAAUCAGCAUAUAGCUGGAACCUAGGAACAAAAGAUGGAAAAAGCAACAGCGUUAACGCUCGUUCUUCUGCUUUCACGUAUCAGCGGGACAUUUGGGCAGUCUUGUGAGGGCAAAUGUGGGCAAAUGUCCAACUCAUGUUCCUGCCACCCGACGUGCAUGUCUCUGGAGAGCUGCUGCACUGACUAUAAGGAAUUCUGCGUGGAAACCUUUCCGCACUCUGGCUCUAUUUUGGGUGGCGUGGAUUUUCUUGUGCUUGAUGCAACUUUUAACAACGAUUCACACAUUGUAUGCAGGUUCAAUAGUGACACCGACACUGUGGGCUAUGUGGAUGAAAGCGGUCGGGGUCACUGCAUCGCCCCCCUGCUGUAUCAGACUGGAUGGGUUACCUUGCACAUCUCCUCCAAUAACGGUACAACGUUUAGUCGAGCUGGAGCCUGGCUGUCAGUACAUACAGGCAAGUUAGACUCGAAAUUCAAAGCCAUUUUGGUCAACUCAACAAAAUGGCAGUACUAUGGCACACCUCAUGUCGGAGGCUCCCUGGAGAUGACGUGGAACACUUCACUGGUCAAAGCAGACAGAGUCAACAUUGAGCUGUGGGGUUAUAGAGAGACGGGAGCACCCUAUUCGGAGCAGUGGCUGGCAGAAUGGAAGUAUCUGUACUCCCUUGCAAAAGAUCAACCCAACAACGGCGCCUUUAGCUUUGUGCCACAACCAUCUCCUUACUUCUCAAGCUGGGAGCUCGGUGCAGUCCGUGUCAGCUCAAGCGGCCACCAUGAUGGCAUGUGGAAUGUGGAAGCUGCAUGGACAGAGGACCACGCCCUGGCCUGGCACCUGGAGGAGAAGUUCAGAAAGGACUCGCAGGCUUGGGCCCUGGAAAAAUGCGUGGCGUGGGACCAGCUAGAAAACGAGCUGCCCAACUUUCUCAGCGAGAUCAUUGACUGCCCCUGCACGCUGGCUCAAGCCCGAGCCGACACAGGGAGGUUCCAUACUGAUUACGGCUGCGAUAUGGAGAAAGGAAGUGUGUGUACUUACCACCCUGGUAGCGUUCACUGUGUGAGAGCCAUACAAGCCAGCCCCAAGUAUGCGGCGGGGCAGCAGUGUUGCUAUGACAGCAGCGGCGCUCAGGUCCUGACGGCAGACUCAAUCGGUGGCAGCACCCCAGACCGAGCCCACGAUUGGGGCUCGCCUCCUUACAGGAAACCCCCACGGGUCCCCGGACAGUCCCACUGGGUUUACGACGUCCUCAGUUUCUACUACUGUUGCCUGUGGUCCGACAACUGCCACUAUUACUUUAAACACAGGCCAUCCAGUGACUGUAGACGCUACCAACCUCCCAGCUCAGCUGUGGUGUUUGGAGACCCACACUUUAUAACUUUCGAUGGGCUCAGCUACUCCUUCAACGGCAAAGGCGAGUACAGUUUGUUGACGUCAGCUGGGAAAGGACUGACAAUCCAAGGAAGAACCGAGCCGGUCAACGGUGAGCUGAGCAUGCCGCAAACGUUUGUUUGCCAGGAGCAUCAUAUUGAUUUUACAGCCUCGUUCACAGGAACGGCAAUUAACGCGACAAAACUGACAUCCGUCGCCAUGAGAGAGGCGUCCUCUGACAUCAUCGAGGUGCGACUUCUACCUGGUCACAGCCGCCUUCAAGUGCUGCAAAAUCAAAAAGGUCUUGUAUUUACUGAGCAGAGCUGGAUGGACCUCAAUGGUGUGUUUGUGUUUUCUCCGGUGGCUACAAAUGUGACGGUUAUGUUCCCCAGCGGCGCCGGCGUGGAGAUGCGGCUCAGAGAGGAAACCCUAACUGCUACCGUCCUCCUGCCGGAAGAAUUCCAAAACUCUACAGAGGGAUUGUUGGGAAACAUGAACGACAACGCCAUGGACGAUCUUAUUCUCAGCAAUGGUCAGCUGGUGGCAAACUACAGUAACCCAGAGGAGGUGUUCAACUUCGGGGCCAGCUGGGCGGUAUCCAACACCUCUGCCCUGUUUACGUAUGACUCCAAAUACCUUUUGGACACUUAUUACCAUUCCCCAAGGCACGACCGCAACUUUAUUCCAGAGUUUUCCAUCCACGAGAACCCGGAAGAUCCACUCUACAACAUUACGUUUGGCAUUUGCUCUGGGAACGGUUCGCAGUUCUGCAGGUAUGACAUUCUUGUUGGUCGUGAUCCCAAACUGGGAAAUGCCACCAAAAUAUCUUUUCAGAGUCACAUUUCUCUCGUGGAGGACUUAAAGUCAGUGAUUUCUUGUGGCUGGCUUGCACCGCCACCUAAUGGCAAAAAGGAAGGUACUACCUACUUGGAAGGGGCAAAAGUGCGACUGUCUUGCAAUGAUGGCUUCACGCUGGAAGGGUCCGUCGAGCGCACCUGCGAGGCGGACGGGCACUGGUCUGGAGGGGACACAAGCUGCGUGCUUUCAAGUAAUAUUGCCGGCAUUGUCGCUGGUUCAGUAAUCGGUGCUGUCACACUAAUUAUAAUAAUAACAACGCUUAUUCUCCACUCCCGAAGACGGAAAAGGGGACAAUCAAAAGAGACAUUUAUAAAUACUGCCCUCUAACCAGGAUUUGGUUUACAUGCUAUUAUGUACAAUAUUUCCUAAAACUCAUAUUACAGUAAAAAAAAAUCUGACUAUUUUUCUCUUAAACUACAAUUAAUUAUUAUCUACUAUUUACUGCACAUCUUUAUAUAGUUUCAACAGAUUUGUACGUACAGUGGAUGUGCUACAUUGUGUUGUUUGGUGAAGUCCGGUCCUUAAACACGGAUGAAAGUUCAUUAAAAUCAUCACGUUAAGUGAUUGUGUAAUUACUUUAUGAUUGUAGUAACUCAUUGUUUAUCAGAUAACAAUACUUGAAUGUUGUGUUGCUCAGCUGAGUUUGUUUCUGACUUAUUCCUGCUUCAGGCAGGACAAUAAACACACGCUUGUGGACAGAUCCAUUGAUGUUUGAUAGUCCAA